GUAAUGAGUGCAGAGUCUCACACACCUGCAGAAGAAAAGAUAAAGCAGAAAGCGAGCAGAAGAAGAAGAAGAAGAAGCGGCUCACGGAGGGAAGUGCACUUGUACAGAUCAGUGUGUCUUUAUUAGGGCAUUUAACGGGUCGGAGCUGAUGGGCUCAUUCUGGUCUGAACACUGUGGUUCGGUGGGCAGAGUCAGGAGCAUGGGCGGUGCAGAGGGUCUGGUGGAGCGAGUGGACGAUGACGACUCUCUGGAUGGGCGGGACAGACAGGAGGACAUCGCCAGGUUCCCGUAUGUGGAGUUCACGGGCAGAGACAGCAUCACCUGUCCCACCUGCCAGGGCUCUGGACGCAUCCCCUCAGAUCAGGUAAAUGAGCUGGUGGCAUUGAUUCCCUACAGUGACCAGAGACUGCAGCCUCAAAGGACGAAGCAGUAUGUGGGUCUGUCUGUGAUUGUGUGUUUGUUCAUCUGCUCCCUCAUCACGUUCUUCAUGUUCCCUCGGCCUGUGCUGGUAGAGGACGGAGGGAUUCGGUCUGUUAUCAUUCAUUUUGACCACGACACCAGCCGUGUGCUCAUUAACAUGACCAGUGCCCUGAACUUUAACAAUGGGAACUUCUUCACCGUGUUGGUGGACAGUGUGAGCAGUCAGGUUCUUUACAUGAAGACGGUCAUUGGCACGCAGCAGCUCGACAACAUGGUCAGCAUCCAACCACUGAGCCAGAGACAGAUGAACUUCACUGUGAGUGUGGAGAUUAGCGGUUCGCUGUCCUACGUGUAUGCUUUCUGUACCAUGGCGAGCAUUAAGGUUCACAACAUUGUGGUGUUCACACAGACCUCUGUAAAAACGUCCUACGUGAUUCGCAGUGCACAGUACACACUGGAGGCGUAUCGCUACAUUGACUGUGGCGCUAACUCCACCCUGCACCACCCACCUGACCUUCGUGGCUCUGUGCUGCCCCGCUCAGGCCGGAGGACUCUGCGCACACACACCGGCUCCACCCAUUAAACACAGAUUGUUAGCAUUGUUAGCAUCAUGCUAUCUUUAAGCCAGCAAUAUUAUGAGUGUUUCUCAUAGUACACCACCCCAUUAACUGAGUGUGGCUGAGAUGCUAAAUGCUAACAUUGAAUUCCUACUGGAUAAAAAACUGCUGCAUUUCCUGUUUACAUUCUCGUCUCAGGUCAUAAAGGGUUAAUGCUUAGCUUUAGCAUUUUGUAUUUCUGUAUUUAAACUAAAGGGACGGUGAUUUUCGGAAUAAAUGAGGAUAAGGAUGCUAAAUCCUAGCAUGUGGUGUUACUGCUGAAUGGCUGCUAAUAUCUCAGGUCACUUAUUUCAGGAGCAUUUAGCUUUAGCAUGUAGCCUUGUAGACUUAAGGCAGAGAGAUUUGUAUCUAAAUAUCAACAUGACUGAGAUGCUAAAUGCUAACAAAUGGAUGAAAAUGUUGGUGUUUAGUGUUAACAUUUAGCAUUAGCAUGUGUUUCUGUACUUGAAGCAGAAGAAGAGAAAUUGUGCACAUUUAGAAGUUUUAGCAUUUCUCCUGCGUUCAGACUGUUGCAGGUAGAAUUUGUAAUUUAAUAAUAAUUAAAUAUAGUUAUUUUUAAUCAUAAUUAAGUAUAUAAUUAUAUUUAAUAAUAAUUUAAACUUGUUUGUUUUCCUCAGUAACUGAGAUGCUACAUGCUAAUAUGAGGCGUACUUACUGUUUACACACAUUUUUCCCCAGGAUAAAGUUUUCAUCGCUUCUUAAUUAACAUCAUUAAAGUUGUCAAGCGUGUCAUUAACGUUCUGAUCAAUUCUGAUUUUAAAUAUUUCAUUAUGUGAAUUGUUAAUAGCUCUGACUCCGCCCCCUCGAGUCCCUGACAGUGUUUACUGAAUUAAUUUGGUAUUAUUAUUAUUAUUAUUAUUAUUAUUAUUAUUAUUAUUAUUAUUAUCUGAAAUGGUAAAAUUAAGUGUUUCCUUGAGAGUUUUUCUUUAUUGUAACUAAGAUGAGAGUUACUGACUCCGGCGUGAAACCGAAAUCCAGCAUUUCAGUGAUGUGAUAAAAUAAAGAACAUUCUUUGAAUUCCUUAAA
Molecule: messenger RNA, 2063 nt
Organism: Pangasianodon hypophthalmus (striped catfish)
Lineage: Eukaryota; Metazoa; Chordata; Actinopteri; Siluriformes; Pangasiidae
Product: transmembrane protein 106C
Exons: 8
Coding region: 149-1003 (284 amino acids)
Source: RefSeq, a predicted model, not a curated record